AUGUCUUACUCCAAGAUCCUUCUCAUCUCUGCCGUUCUGGCCGCUGUCGAAGCCCGCUUCGGUCAGGAGCAGGUCCCCGUUCAAGCCGUCUCUUCUCUGCAGGCUGGCAACCCCGGUGAAGCUGCCACCCUCGCCGGAGGUAUCCCGGGCGUUCUCCUUGCCGCCGCCGACCCUUGCGACAAGCUGACUCUCGCCGACAAGAUUGCCGCCCUCGGCACUGGCGCCGAUGUUCUCGAGGCUGCCAAGGGUGUCGUUGCCGCCGAGCAGAACUUCAAUCCCUUCGUUGUCAGCGUCCCCAGCAUCUGCGGCGAUGCCUCUCUCCCCGCUACCGAGGCCCUCCGUGGCAUCGUGCCCCUCGUCGACCCGGCCGUCACCGGAUCCGAUGCCGAGAACGCCAACUCGGCCACUUCUCUGCAGACCCCCUUUGAUGCCACUGGCCUGUCUGUCGCAGAGGUGAUGCAGGCUCAGGGCUUCUCCAACUUCACCAUCAAGGGCCAGGCCGCUGGUGGUGCUGCUGCCGGAGGCAAUGCCAACGCCGGCAACAACAAUGGCAAUGCCAACACUGGUAACGCCAACAACAACCAGAACAACGGCAGCCAGAACAACAACAACAACAACAACAAUGCCGGCAAUGCCAAUGCCAACACCGGAAAUGCCAACGCUGGAAGCUCCUGUGGCGGUGCCGCCAGCGGAAACGCCGGUGCGAGCAACAACACCGGUAACGCUAACACUGGCAACGCGAACAACAACAACAACAACCAGAACAACAACCAGAACAACAACCAGAACCAGAACGCCGGCAACAACAAUGCCAACAACGGCAAUGCCAACACUGGAAACGCCGGCAACGCCAACAAUGGUGGAGCUGCCACCGGUGCCGCUGACUUCGGAAAGUGCACUCCCACUAUCGACUUCCAGCUUGGCCGUGCCGGCCGCAAGGCUGACGAGGGAACCUUCCUGCCUACCGACGCUCUCGUUGCCCAGGGUCAACAGGAUGCCCUCAACCCCAACAUCAUCAUCAACCGCGUCUGCGAUCAGCUCACUAACGUCUGCGAGGCCAACGAUGCUGCCAAGACCCAGUGCCUGGACGCCAAGGCUCAGAUUCUGGCCUCCGGUGACAAGAGCGCAGCUGUUGCUACCACCUUCAACGGUCUCCUCGGAUUCUAA
Messenger RNA from Colletotrichum costaricense, 1167 nucleotides. RefSeq lists its product as uncharacterized. The record is from RefSeq and is a predicted model, not a curated record. Lineage: Eukaryota; Fungi; Ascomycota; Sordariomycetes; Glomerellales; Glomerellaceae. The transcript has a single exon. Bases 1 to 1167 code for a protein of 388 amino acids.